AUAACAUCAAAAUUAAUAAUUAUAGCGAACGAGGGCGGCGUGCAGCGAAGCGGAUUCCGACCGAACCCCAACGGCGGACUUCUAGAGAGAGAGAGAGAGAGACACAGAGCGAGAGAGAGAGAGAGGGGAGGCAAAGAUCCAGAAAAUCGAAGGAAGGAAGAGCCGUCAGACCGACCUGCAAGGCAACGGUCGCCAUCGUUGUCCGUCGACGCGAACUCCGAGUUUGUUGUGGAUGUGCAGACAAGCUCCAUUGUUUGUGAGGACCUUGUAAGGAAUCACUGGAUACAUAUAUACAUAUAUAUAAUUUGAGCUAGCUAGAUGUCGUUCCGGAGCCUCGCUCGGGAUUUGAGGGAUAGUAUUGGAAGUUUGUCGAGACGGCGCGGCGGAAAGUCUCACGGCGCUGUUCAUGAGUCGCACGAUCGUCCCGAAGUCGUUCAGAGCAGCUGUUGGGCGGGUCUUCCGCCAGAGUUGCUUCGGGAUGUGAUUAAGAGGUUGGAGGAGAGUGAAACUACGUGGCCUGCACGAAAGAAUGUUGUUGCCUGCGCAGGCGUUUGCCGGUCGUGGCGAGAGAUGUGUAAGGAAAUUGUACAGUCUCCGGAGUCUUCCGGAAAGUUGACGUUCCCGAUAUCGCUCAAGCAGCCGGGAUUUCGAGACGGAACCGUUCAGUGCUUCAUUAAGAGAGACAAGUCGAAAUUGAAGUACCAGUUGUUUCUUUGUCUGAGCCCAGCCCUGUUAGUUGAGAACGGUAAAUUUCUUCUUUCUGCAAAAAGACGACGCCGUACAACCUGUACUGAGUAUGUAAUAUCGAUGGGCGCUGACAAGAUUUCGAAAUCGAGCGGCACUUACAUCGGAAAAGUGAGGUCAAACUUCCUCGGAACUAAGUUCGUCAUAUACGACACUCAACCUCCUUACAAUAUUUCGGCCCUCGGCAAUGCCAGCCAACGUUUCACGUCAAAAAAGGUCUCUCCGAGAGUCCCGACCGGAUGUUAUAACAUCGCACAGGUUGCUUACGAGCUUAAUGUGCUUGGAACGCGGGGCCCGCGUAGGAUGCGGUGUGUCAUGCACUCGAUCCCGACGUCGUCCGUCGAACCGGGCGGCACAGUCCCGGGACAACCCGAGCUCCUUCCCCGCUCCCUUGAGGAUUCGUUCCGGAGCAUUUCCUUUUCCAAAUCGAUCGACGGCUUGUCUGAGUUCAGCAGCGCCAGAUUUUCAGACAUCGCGGGUCCUCGGGAUAGCGAGGAUGGUCUGAAAGACGGGCCUUUGGUCCUGAAAAACAAGGCCCCGAGAUGGCACGAGCAGCUCCAGUGUUGGUGCCUAAAUUUCCGAGGACGAGUGACGGUCGCCUCCGUUAAAAACUUCCAGCUCAUCGCCGCGGGUAGUACGACUCCGGCGCCGGCGCCGCAACCGUCGAGCCAGUCGGAUCAGGACAAGAUCAUCUUGCAGUUUGGUAAGGUCGGUAAGGACAUGUUCACCAUGGAUUAUCGGUAUCCCUUGUCUGCGUUUCAGGCGUUCGCCAUUUGUCUGAGCAGCUUCGACACGAAGCUGGCGUGCGAAUAGCAGAACGGGAACGGCGACAAAGACGAACUGGGUUUCUUUCGAGACAGAAAAAUGUCGAUUCGAUUUCGAUUUCUGGUAUGGUGUGUCUGUUUAAAUUCGAACAAUGUGUUGUUUUUGGUGUUUUUGUCUGAGCUUCUGAUCUUGAGUCGAAUCGAAUGAAACAAUCUGCUGUUAAGUUGUUGUAUGGUUGUGGUUACAAAACAAUGCCUUGGUGGUUUUAUUUUCAUUACAUUCUUGAAGGGAUUUUUCAUAAA
Andrographis paniculata is the source of this 1811-nucleotide messenger RNA. Its product is annotated as tubby-like F-box protein 8. Gene Ontology annotation, molecular function: protein binding. The transcript is spliced from 5 exons. The coding region runs from base 319 to 1557 and encodes 412 amino acids. The record is from RefSeq and is a predicted model, not a curated record. NCBI's taxonomy places the organism in Eukaryota, Viridiplantae, Streptophyta, Magnoliopsida, Lamiales, Acanthaceae.